AUGACUGGAACUAACAAAGUAUCACAAGCUGUCCCGGUGAGUCUAUAACUCAACUUAUGAGUGCAUGCAGAUCAAUAUUUUGUGAUAACACUUACCAAAAUAAUUUUUAUGCAAGAAUAUAAAAAACACACAAAAUUGAAAAUUCAACAUUUUCAGGACAAUCAAUCAAUUGAAGACGAUUUGUUGCCUGAUAUUAUUGAACCUUCAACCGGAGCCCAAGAAAAAUGUUGUCGUGUUUGUGACAUUAAAGCUGAUCCAUCAAUUAUUAUGUUUUCAAUUCCAACAAAUCAUGAAAUUUUGGUGAAAUGUUUAAAGGCAUUCGGUCAACACUUCACUGACAACUUCCUUAAAUAUCCAGCUCCGCAUUAUGUUUGCUUGUCUCACGCCAUGGAGCACAAUUGGAGAGAUUUGUAA
Caenorhabditis angaria is the source of this 414-nucleotide messenger RNA. Lineage: Eukaryota; Metazoa; Nematoda; Chromadorea; Rhabditida; Rhabditidae. The record is from the annotation of a GenBank genome assembly.